Cyprinus carpio (common carp) is the source of this 4681-nucleotide messenger RNA. RefSeq names its product ETS domain-containing transcription factor ERF-like. The coding region runs from base 1587 to 3041 and encodes 484 amino acids. The transcript has 14 exons. The record is from RefSeq and is a predicted model, not a curated record. Gene Ontology annotation, biological process: regulation of transcription by RNA polymerase II; cell differentiation. Lineage: Eukaryota; Metazoa; Chordata; Actinopteri; Cypriniformes; Cyprinidae. Gene Ontology annotation, cellular component: nucleus. Gene Ontology annotation, molecular function: sequence-specific DNA binding; DNA-binding transcription factor activity, RNA polymerase II-specific.
CUGAGCCUGGCAUUUUUGAAGUGCUUCAGAGAGAGUCUACUCUCAUUGUGAAGGAGGAGAAUGACAGCUGGAAGGAAGUGAAGCUUGAGACGCUAGAUGAAAAUUCUGUGGGUGAUUCGGGACUGGAGAAAAACACAGCUUGUGCACAGGCAACCAAAGCAUCAUUGCAGUCUGUGCAAAUGCUCAAAGCCAAUAGAUGGAUCACUUGGUCAAAGGGCCCAAACAGGGUACGGACAGAAAUGACCAUUGGAGACAGGGUAACAUAGUCAUCCGUCAGUGAAGCAGAUGGGACUCAGAGGUCAGUCAACCCUGGAACUUUAGGUGUGCUUCACUGUAAAAGUGUUCCACAGAAGAAAGAUAUACAGGUUUGGAGCGACAUAGAGGUGUAGGUGGAGAUGAAGUGGAGUAAAGUGUGAAAAGGGAUCUGGAAGGAGACAAAGAUGUUCACACACAGUGGAACAGCUGCAGUGCCCGUCACAAAACGAGAAGUGAAUCAGAGAGAAUCACUGCAGAAAUGCCACACAAGAUGACGGAUUGACGACCAGAUGAGUCUAUGGAUGCUCUCACAUCAACGAACACGAAAAAGCAGAGCGAUCACAACAUAAAUAGACAGAUUGCAGGAUGGAUGAAUUGAUAGAUCUUUUAGAGAAGGUCAAACUUCUGUGCGCACACUUUCAAACCAUCGGGAAAAGAAGAGAAAUUGAUUGCCGCUCACAAAAGGGUUGAAAUGACCAAGAAAUUAUUUUUCUGGGCAAUGAACAUUGUGAGUGAGUGAGAGAGAGAGAGAAAGGGGGAAAAAUGCCCAGCCUCUUUGUAUGAAUUGUCUCAAAAGUAACUAUAGUCAUCUUCAAGAUGUUGCCAGUGUUCUGGUCAAAUGGCCACUCUACCAGGUUUUGAGUUUCGGUACCUCAUCUGAAGUUUGGCCUCGAACGUAGCCUUCACAUUUCGCCGAAAGGAGAUGGUCAUGAUGUCAUCAUUUCACCUGUCAAGAGUCUGUCAAGGUUGCCUUGGAGACAACUGGCACUCGUGGAACCCUAGUGCCCCAUGGCACAGGCUUUCGAUUGUGGAUAUCACUGUUCCUCGAUUGAUGGACGCCUCCAAUCCACACUAUAUUACCCUGCUGGGGUGACAAAGAAGACAUCUAACACUCCCACCCCUUCCCACAGUGCAAAUAAAGACAUCUAGGGGAAAAAAAUGAAUGCUGCUUUAAUCAUAUGACGUCUGUGUGCACCAAGCCGUUCAAACGGCGCGCCACUAAUGGACUGCUGAUGAAUAGACAAAGGGAACAACCAUCCACAGUGAGCAGAACAAAUAGGCCUCCAGCACAAAUGGAGAUUCGCUGUUGUGGGCUGCAGAUGCUAUCCACGGGAACCCGGAAAUCCAAGUGUUAAGUCGAUGUGAAUGCGCAGCGGCAGCGCAUCAAUUAUACUGCUGCACGGAACAGCACAAUCUUUGCUCGCCGAAUUGGAUCAGAUAAAGCCCAGCGAUUCUCGGUCCAUCCUACAGCCAGCAGCCACGGUGCCGGCUCCGGCCCUUGGUUUCCGUCUUGAGGCGAGGCCACUUGGGAGUGCCGGUGUAGUGGAGGUAUGGACUGUAACUGUGUUAGUGACCUGCUGCUCACGCCACCCGUCCCAACCCUCUGGACACCAGGCAUCGCCUUCCCAGACUGGGCCUAUAAGCCAGAAUCAAGCCCAGGCUCCAGGCAGAUCCAGCUGUGGCACUUCAUCCUGGAGCUGCUGCAGAAGGAGGAAUACCAGGGGGUGAUUGCCUGGCAGGGAGACUAUGGUGAAUUUGUGAUCAAAGACCCAGAUGAGGUGGCAAGACUGUGGGGCAUUCGGAAGUGCAAACCGCACAUGAACUACGACAAGCUGAGCCGAGCGCUUAGGUACUACUACAACAAACGCAUUUUGCACAAAACUAAAGGCAAGCGCUUCACUUACAAGUUCAACUUCAGUAAGGUGGUUCUGGUGAAUUACCCACUGCUGGACAUGGCCAGCUCUCCGUUCCUGCUGGCCCAGAACCACUUCAAUGGAGGUGCCGCAACACCGGAUUGCAGCCCUGUCACACCCGAGGCCCUUCAGUCUUUAUUCCCUCGUUUGCCUGAAUCAGGUCGAGGGCCCUCUCUGUUUGAGCGCAGUGCAGGGGCCCCAGGGCCUGAUGGGGACAAGCUGAGACUAGACACUUUUCCUUUCCUCGGCUCAGGGGCUCCUUGUUACUCCAAACCUCCAUCCCUGUUGGGUCCUUACCCACGGAACCCCUCUUUUGACUACCCCUGGGGCUUCAAUCCCUACCUCCCAGGGGCCUUUUCUCUGAACAACUGUCCCAAAUUGCCCCCAGGCUCCUUCUACUCCUCACAUUUCUAUCCCAACCCGCUCCAAUCCAGCCUGUCUCAGCUGUCUCACCCCUUCUCUUCGCUCUUACCCCCCGGAGACACAACAGGGGCAGAACGUGGUCAAACGGGAGGAACGAACGGCUCUGCAGGCGGACAGCCUCCCAGACUCUGCAUCCCACCAUACCCAGGGAACUUGCCACUGGGUCGGACUGAGCUGGGGAACGGGGGUACGGGUGUGGGCGACCGGGAAAGAGGGGAGGCCAACACUGCCGUAACAGGUGGAGGUCUUGGUUUGGGGUUAGGCCUUGGAUUGGGUUUGGGUGGAGUCGGCGUGGGAAGCGGUGGAGGAGGCCGUCAAAGCCCUUCCGAGCGGAGGAAGGGUGUGAAGCAGGAUCCGGAGUCUGACUCUGAGCUGGAGAUCACUGACCUGAGCGACUGCAGCUCAGAGAACGAGAACGAGCCAGACUUCUCUCUGGGGAAGGAGCCAGGUUUGGGAGGUCGCUCACACCUUCUAGAGGCCAAAUCUAGGGGUCUUGGGGGAGUCCUACCCCCUCUUUCUUCACUGCCUCCACCUGUGUCUCCACAUCCCCUUAAAAGUCUGGGACCCCUGACUCCUCCACCAUCAUCCCUGCCUCCAUCCCUCUCUCCCUCCCUCACUAUGGUCAACAGGCACAGGGAAACAGAGACUCUUAAACUUGCUCACAGUUAAUAUGUUCUGUUGUGUGAUUUUUGAUGUCUUACAGGUUCUCUCUUUCUCUUUUUCUGUCUGUGUAUUCCUGCAUUUGUGAAAUGAUGCUGUAUAUUCCCAUUUCAUUUUUUUCUUCCUCUUUUCCGGAGUCCUCUGAAGCCAUUCUUCGCACAUGCUGUUCCAGUAUCAGAACUUUCAAUUUCUGCUUUCUUCAAUUUCUAAAUCGCACAGUGAGACUCUCAAUGCAAUUUGAGUUUUUGUUAUUCUGAGAGUAAAAGUGCAGCACAAAACAAAAAAGAAAAAAACUGCUUUCUGGAUUAGAAUGUUUAAAUAUCUAAAGAAAUUUCAUUCUCUCAUUUCUGUUAGGAAACAGUAACGAUGAGAUAUUUUAUAGCCAAGACAGCACAGUAAUGAAAUAUGCAUAUCUUUUAUCACCUACUUUUUUAAAUUGCACUGCAUUCUGGCCCUGCUGAGAUAGGCAGUACAUUUGUUCUGCUUGGUGUAUUUCACAGACUUUUCCAUAAAUUAAUGCUAAGCUCUGCAAUACAGUGCUCAGAUGAACAGCAUAACACAAACAAAAUGCAAUAAUGGCAACACUCAUAAUAAUCUUAAGGUGAUUCAGUUGUGCUGCAAUAAAGCACUUUUGUUUUUAGUUUUGUGCUGAUUUCAAGGAAUUCAGUCAUAUAUAUGGUCAAACAUUGCCAUCUUGUGGUUAUAUUUAUCUAAGCCCUUCAAAGUUUCUGAAGAGAAACUUUAUCUAUUUAUGUAUUAUUUAAGUUUUUUGUAUUUAUUUAUUUAUUUAAGUUCGCUUUCAAUUUUCAUGUCCAGUCCAUGUCUUUUUUUAAACAUUCAAAAAAAAAAUUAUGAGCCUGAGAAUGAGAGACAGAGUCAAUACUACUCAUGCCAGUGAAUAUUUAAAGUUUGUAUCUAUUUCAUUGUAUAUAUUUUAUUAUUGUGUACAUUAUGUUUAAUUACUAUUACUAUAUGGGAUAGUUGUAUUGGUGUCAUUUUACUCUGUACCUAACUGAAGAGUGAUAUAUGAGAUGGGAAAAUGGAUAUAUGUGUAGUGACCCAAAGUUGACAGAGAAAGGGCACUUGUUUUUCACAUGCUCAUAAGAAGGCGUUUAGACAGGGAAGUGUGCAAAACAGUUCUGCUGUUUCUAAUUGUGCCCUGUGGAAAUUUUCCCCAGAUACCUCCAAGUAGAUGACCCUUCUGGACUGAGUUACGCCGCUAGUCUCAUAUUUCAAUAAUUCAUUCACCCAGUGGUGAUGUACUAUAAUGAAUCAAGUGUGAAUAAUAUUAGUUGCAGCAUUUGCAAAUUUUUUAACCAGUGUUCAUUCUAAUGUUAUUAAGUUUGAUAUAUGAUCAUCCGAUUUGAAUGUAAAAACAAUAAAUGGGAGCAGAAUGACACAAUCUGAUUAAAAGAUUACCUUCAAAUACAAUUCAGACAAGUUGGUGCCCGUACUAGAGGAGAUUUCAGCUGUACAUAGGGCUUUGUGUAUUUGUGUGUACACACUGAAAAGAAAAAAAUACCAUUUACCUUACAGUAAAGCUUUUCUUUGUUUUAUUGUGAAAUUUAAAACAGAAAGGAUGACUAGAACAAAAAAUGAGCAAAGAGUAAUAUCUUCAAGAGCAAUAAACAAUAUUCUUGAGAUUCAGU